Molecule: messenger RNA, 1334 nt
Organism: Myxozyma melibiosi
Lineage: Eukaryota; Fungi; Ascomycota; Lipomycetes; Lipomycetales; Lipomycetaceae
Exons: 4
Coding region: 119-1102 (327 amino acids)
Molecular function (GO): oxidoreductase activity
Source: RefSeq, a predicted model, not a curated record
UUUAUCGCAAGCUUAUCAUCGCAUCACUCUUCAUAUUUCUCGUUCUCUUCUACUCUGAUUUCUCUCCAGCUUUUUCGCAUUCUCUACAUUCGAGUACGGAAUAAUCACAAUAAAACAUAUGAUGGACGUUCUUUGGCAGAGUAUAACCGAGGUUGCACCACCCACCCCACAAUUCACGGACGAGCAUGUUUCUGAUCUCGAGGGAAAGACAUACUUGGUCACCGGUGGAUCAUACGGAGUCGGACGAGAGCUUGCAAAAGUUCUCUACUCCAAGAACGCGAUAGUCUACCUCGGCACACGGUCAGAGACGCGAUUCAAUGACGCGGUGGAAUACAUCGCAGCCGAUGCCGCUUCCAGUAAAGGCGAACUCCGUCUUCUGCAGAUGGAUCAAAUGGAUCUGCCUACGGUUGUACGUGCUGCGCAAAAGAUCAUUUCAGAAGUCAAACGCCUGGAUUCGGUGUGGUAUAACGCCGGAGUGAUGGGCCACCCUACAUUGACGCACACAGUCCAGGGAUUCGAGCUGCACUGGGGCACAAACGUCGUCGCUCAUUUCCUGCUAAACGCCUUACUUACAGACUUGCUGCUUAAGAGUGCGCGCGAGUCAAAUGGUGAAGAGAGCGGCGAGUGGGGAAAAGUUAGGGCGAUCUGGGUUGCGUCGGAUGCUAGCUUGUUCAGCCCUGGUGCUGAUGGGAUUAACUGGGAUGACAUUAAUUAUGAGAAUUCAGCGGCUAGUCAGAUGACGCUGUACGGACAGAGUAAAGCUGCGGCUAUUAUAAUGGCUAAUGAAUUUGCUAAGCGGCAUGGAGAUGAUAUCGUCAGUCUGUCACUCAAUCCCGGACAUCUGGUGACAGGCAUGCAAGAAAACCGGCCGAAAUGGCUACAAAAGCUGGGGAACCUCUUCUCCUACCAUCCGAAAUACGGCGCAUACACCGAGCUCUUUGCAGGAUUUUCAAAAGUGGAUAAAAGCCAGAACGGGUCAUAUGUGGUGCCGUGGGGAAGAUUUGGCACGCCAAAGACUACUCUUCGCGAAGGGCUGCGAGCACGGGAUAUUGGUGCACGGCUAUGGGAUCUGCUUGAGCAGGAGAUUAAGCCUUAUGUUUAGUGAAUGAAUAGAGCGUCUAGUUUGGUAGUGGUAGUGUACUGAGUUGGAAGCUGGCACUGACCAGACUGAGAAGCGUAGCGCCUGUAAAUCUAGGUGUAUCUGGUUUUCGCAGCUACAGUAUCAAGCAGUUCAACUCUACCGGAAGUCAGCCAUAGACCAUUAAUACCGAAUACCUCACCAGUCAACUACAAAUAAUCCAAAAAGAGCAAUAACUAGAUGUUAAAGCCUCCCA